GUGCUGAUAUGAUAAGUUACCUAGUAUUUCUUAUCCACCAGCAAUCGCGACUUCCAGACGAACUUUCUCAAGAAUACUCACAUCUUCAAUCCAUCAAUUAUACGAGGAAUCCAUCAAUUAUUCGCGAACUAUUAUCUAUAAUAUAAUCAAGAUGGCUCAAGCGUCUAGUCAGGACUGGAACAGAGGCGAAAAAUCGGGUCUUGUAUCAAUAGGUUCUCACAGUCUCUACAUGGCAGUGUCGGGUCCCGACCGACGAGAAGGCGAACCAAUCGUCGUGUUGAUGACAGGCCUUGGGAGUACCAUCGACGAAUGGGUGGCCGUACGACGACUCAUUGAACCAUUUUCACGGGUCUUGUUUUACGAUCGAUCAGGAUUGGGGAAAAGCGAGGGACCAGCCAAUGCUCCAAAAGCUAUCAGCGCCGUCUCUAUAGCCACGGAGCUCGACACCCUCCUCAAAAAUGCAGGCAUCGAUCCACCAUAUGUUAUACUGUGUCAUUCUCGAGGCGGCAUUACAGCAAGAGAGUUUCUGCAUUUACGCCCCAAUGAUGUUGCGGGAAUGGUAUUCGUCGAUGCGAACCAGGAGAAUACGUUUACGGGUCACGAGGACUUCCCUUCGCCAGGUUUCGAAGCCAUGUUAAUUGGCAUUGAUUACUACGAGAUUGCGGGUAUCAAAUCAAAUACCCCGCUCUCGAAGGAAGAAUUUCAAACUGUGUUGGAUAUACAAGGAAAACCUUCGACCGCGAUCACUUCGAAGGCGGAGGAGGCAGGCGCAAAAGGAGAUUCCUCAGUUCUGGCAGCAAAGAAGCAGCUUCAAAACCAAGCUUUAGGAAACAGGCCAGUCAGUGUUAUCCACGCCAACACAGCUCGAGAUUUUCAGCGGCUGUAUGAAGCUGGUAUUGAGGCGGGCAAUGGAUCUGAAAGUGACCGUCAGGAGUUUCGAGAUAUUGUGGAAUUCUGGAGAGAGACUUCGACUAUGCGUGCCAAAGAGAUACUGGGUCUUUCAAGUGUGCAUAACUUUCGAGAUGCAACGGACAGUGGGCAUAAUAUUCAGCUCCUUGAGCCGGAACUGAUUGUUGACGAGCUGAAGUGGGUUUAUAAUCAUCCGGCAAAGAAGGAUUAGGACGGAUGGGUGUUUUGCUUUUUAGUGUUGAGUUCAAUCAGACAAGUCUUAAAACAACGAGAAUAUGUCCCCAUUGCAGCCCAGAAUUACUCAUAAAAUCCUUCAACCGCUGAGAGCGCCAUCC
Pseudogymnoascus verrucosus is the source of this 1244-nucleotide messenger RNA. RefSeq lists its product as uncharacterized. Bases 152 to 1120 code for a protein of 322 amino acids. NCBI's taxonomy places the organism in Eukaryota, Fungi, Ascomycota, Leotiomycetes, Thelebolales, Thelebolaceae. The transcript has a single exon. The record is from RefSeq and is a predicted model, not a curated record.